ACAUACUGAACCCUCUGGAAUCUUGAUGGAUCGAAUAAUAGAGCUUCUACUCCUUCCCUCCCCUACUUUCCACCUACCGAAUAUCUGUCUCUUCCCUGAUUCAUAUAAUUUUGCAGCUGCUUGCCCUGAGUCACCCAAUGGGUGUUUUUCUACCAUACUGAGUUCUAUGGAAUCAGCACUGCAAUCCUGUUGAACUUCCACUGCUCUGCAUUUCCCUGAGGGCAGGUGCUGUGCCAGCUCAAUGUUUAACUACUGUCUCACAAGCAGGAUAAGGGAAGGGAAAGUCAGGGCAGGAAAGAGACGUCACAGAGGAGGAGGAAGGUCCUGGAGAAAUCAGUCCUCUUUAAAAACCUUGCGCAGAGGGACAGUUGGCAACUGCUUAUAUGCUUUGCAGCACACACUCAACCUUCUUUACUUGGCAGCCAGGAUGCAGGAUGUGAGUGGAAUAUUGAAGGAGGGAUUCCUCGUUAAAAGGGGACAUAUUGUCCAUAACUGGAAAGCAAGAUGGUUUGUUCUGCUGCAGGACAAGCUGCUGUAUUAUAAACUUGAUGGAGGCAGGAAGGAGCCUUCUCCUAAGGGCAGGAUCAUUUUGGAUGGUUGCACUAUCACUUGCCCAUGCCUGGAGUAUGAGAACAGACCGCUGGUCAUUAAGCUGAAGACAAAAACCAACACAGAAUAUUUCCUUGAAUCUUGCUCCAGAGAAGAGCGGGAUUCUUGGGCUUUGGACAUUACUGGAGCCAUUCAUGCUGGCCACCCAGUGCAGGUUCAGCAGCUUCACAGAAUGAAAAAUUCCUUCAAACUUCCCUCAAACAUCAGCCUCAACCACAUAGUGGACAAAAUGCAUGAUAACAGUAAUGGAAUUAAAUUGACCCCCAACAUGGAACAAGGCAACACAUACAAAGAAAGCUUUACGGGUUCUGCACUGGUGGACUGGUUGAUCUCCAGUAAUUUUGUUGCCUCUCGAUAUGAAGCUAUGACAUUGGCCUCCAUGCUGAUGGAAGAAAACUUCACCAAGGCUGUUGGAGCCCGGAGCACUGAAGCCAUGCGCAAUGGUGAUCUGGCUGAGCAGUUCCUAGAUGACUCCACAGCAUUGUACACAUUUGCUGAAAGCUAUAAGAGGAAACUCAGCUCUAGGGAAGAACUGCACCCCCACAUCCUUGAAUUAAGUGGAACAAUUGUAAAACAAGGAUAUUUAGUAAAACAGGGACACAAGAGGAAAAACUGGAAGAUGAGACGUUUUGUUCUGAGGGCUGACCCUGCUUUCCUGCACUACUACGACCCAACAAAGGAAGAAAACAAACCAGUGGGUGGGUUUUCUCUCCGUGGCUGCCUUGUCUCAGCUCUGGAGGAUAAUGGAGUCCCAACUGGAGUGAAGGGGAAUGUGCAGGGCAACCUCUUCAAAAUCAUCACUAAAAAUGACAUUCAUUACUACAUCCAGGCCAGCUCCAAGGCAGAGCGAGCACAGUGGAUUGAGGCCAUCAAGCGGCUGACAUGAGCAAGAUAUGGACUCUGUACCCAAAUAGGGAUCAGGGUGAAUAAUUGAUAUUCAUGAAUAAGCUUGCUGCUGUCUUUGCUGGGAGUAUUGACUCUGGGAUGGCUGAUCAUGAGAUGGAAGAGCAAAUCUUUUCAUCCAGGUGUCCAGUCUACCUCUGGCAAAUCCAUAUCAUGCUUCACCCUAAAGCAGAAAAGCCUUACUGGUCCCCAUUUACUAUGAGACUUGUACAUUCCAGUAGCCCAUGUCUACUGCAGUCACUUGACUUAAUCAAGGACCGUGGGUUGGGCCAGAACUAGCACAAGCACGGGUUUCUUAGGCCAUUUCCCUUGACAAAACACCACAGAAUCUUUUACUUAAUUGCACUCUGAUUGCCUUGGGGAAUACCACACUGGAACAAACCAGCGAUACGUCCAUCCACCUACUCCAGGAUCCAGCCUCCUGCUGUGCUGGAAAAACUCAGGGUGCUGUAGGAACAUAGGAUUUGUCAGACCUGAUCAUACCCAUGGCCUGUUUCUGACAGUGGCCAAUGCUGUAACUAUUAGAUGAAGAAGAGAACCCCACAAUCCACCUGGGCAGCUGUGUAACAAUGCACAGUAAGGAGGAGCUUUCCUCCCUGAAUCCAUCUGGAGAUCAGUUUGAGUUGCACCAAAGGACUGAUAACUAAUCAUUUAAUCCUAGUUACUGUUGUUUCUACUUCAAACCAAUAAAUUUUGCACUUUUCUAGUAAACGUGAACCUUAAUCAUAUUAAAUCUAG
Gopherus evgoodei (Goodes thornscrub tortoise) is the source of this 2250-nucleotide messenger RNA. It is a transcript of the gene PLEK2, whose product is annotated as pleckstrin 2. The transcript is spliced from 9 exons. NCBI's taxonomy places the organism in Eukaryota, Metazoa, Chordata, Testudines, Testudinidae. The record is from RefSeq and is a predicted model, not a curated record. The coding region runs from base 242 to 1495 and encodes 417 amino acids. Gene Ontology annotation, cellular component: plasma membrane. Gene Ontology annotation, biological process: actin cytoskeleton organization; intracellular signal transduction.